This is a messenger RNA of Prorocentrum cordatum, 317 nucleotides long. The record is from the annotation of a GenBank genome assembly. Lineage: Eukaryota; Dinophyceae; Prorocentrales; Prorocentraceae.
GCAGCAACCUUGGCGGCGACCUAUCCACUGGUGUCGACGGAGACCCGGAGGACGACGAGGACACUCCGGAUGCUCAUCUUGCUAUAGGAGUAGAAGCGCCCUCGGAGCCAGUGGCGUGGGUCAUGAUCUCAAAGCUGGCAAACCUGGAGUUCCACCUGCUGGAGAAGGAGCAGCGGAGCAUUGAGCGUCUUGCCUUGCAAGGUUACCCCGUGGACGAGAUUGCUGAUGCCUUGACGUCGGGCUACUCCGCGGACGAGCUCGCAACUCAGGGCUACACUGUGGGGGAUGAGGUAGCGGACACUGCGCACUGCAUACGG